AUGGUCAAGAGGAGCGGACAGAGGAAGAGCAAGACUGUAGCCGUCGUCGUCCUGGGGGACAUUGCCAGGAGCCCUAGGAUGAUGAAUCACGCGAUGUGCCUUGCAGGCUCGGGGUAUGACGUCUUCCUGGUCGGCUACGUGGAGUCGCAGCUUCCCCUGCACCUGCAGCAGCACGAGAGAAUUUCUGUCACAGCCAUCCCGACGCCAUGGAAACUUCCAAGGAGACCCAAGAUUCUCUACAUUCUCCUUGCUCCUCUUGCCGCUAUCUCUAGAGCGUUUGCGCUCCUGGCAUGCAUGAUGCGAGGAGGAUCAAAAAGUGUCGUCCUACUGCAGAACCCUCCCAGCAUCCCCACGCUCCUGGUGCCUCCCAUUGCUCGCCUGCUGCCCUCACAUUCCCCUUACUCCCCUGCUCAGGUGGUUGACUGGCACAACUAUGGCUACACCAUCAUGGAGACGACUGGGGCCCCGAAGAUCGCUAUCUUACUUGCAAAGAUCUACGAGAUGGCGCUGGGAUGCCUCGCAGACGGGCACUUCUGUGUGUCCGAGGCCAUGAAGAAAGAUCUCGCCAGCCGCUGGAGGAUCCCCGAGGCUGUCGUCCUCUAUGAUCGGCCUCCUUCCCACUUCAGGAGGCAGACGGAGGCUGAGAAGUUCGAGCUGUUCAAGAGGUUGGAGCAGGAGGGAGUUGUGAAGCUCGGCGACUUCUACAACCCAGUCGACGAAGCCCCGAAGCCAACACCUCGACCAAAUCGUCCUGCGCUUGUGGUCUCUUCUACCAGCUGGACCCCGGACGAGGACUUCGGGCUGUUCAUGACAGCCCUGAAGGAGUUGGACAUGAUGCUACGUUCCACGUCAUCGCUGGGAGACGACGAUAGCUCGAGGGUUCUCGUCGUCAUCACCGGCAAGGGUCCGCUCAAGGAGCAGUUCGAGCAGGAGAUCUGCUCCGCAGGGUUCGCCAGGGUCUCCGUCAAGACAGCCUGGCUUGCGUGUGAGGACUAUCCGAAGCUGCUAGGCAGCGCAGACCUAGGUGUGUGCUUGCAUUAUUCAUCUUCGGGACUCGACCUCCCCAUGAAGGUCGUCGACAUGUUCGGAUGCGACCUCCCAGUCCUCGCCAAGAGGUCUCCCUCCUGCCCUUCAAGCUCCGUCCUCACUCAGCAGCACAGGUACGCGUGCAUACAAGAGCUCGUCGCCGACGGCAAGCACGGAUACCUCUUCGACGACUCCCGCCAGCUCGCCCAGCAGAUGUUCCGCCUUCUGUCCGAGUUCCCCGAGGAUCAGGAGAAACUUGACAGCAUGCGGGAGUCGAUCGUUUCCUCCCACUGCACCCGCUGGGAGGACGAGUGGAAGGAGAGAGCCAGCAGCGUCUUCUCUCGUUAUGUGGGAACGUGAGGACACGUGGAGUGGUGACAUCUGAGAGAGGAAGGGGACGGGAGCUUGUGGUUCAACGACUAUUUUCAACAAAUUCAUGUACAGAGAAACAAGUUUAGCUAGCUCGGUUCUAGAUACAACGCAUCGUAGUGAUAGCGUGUAGAUAACAGCAAGUCAAAUGAUGACCAGGUAAAGAAUGAGAACAAUAAAACAUGGAGGAUAAGAUAACAGAGUAUGGUACAAGCUUCGCGAUUGAGCUUCUAGAGGACAGAUGCCCGUCGUACGUUUCCUCUCCGAUCUUGUACGACGAUGCUUUCAGUACUCAUUCGCUUCUGUGAUUGAGACGAGAUGAGGGGCUUGUUGAGCUUGUCGAAGGCUCCCAUCUGACACUUGAGGGACUUGAAAUGCUUCUUUGCGUCCUGCUGUUGGAUCGACGCCCCGCAGAAA
This is a messenger RNA of Guillardia theta CCMP2712, 1812 nucleotides long. RefSeq lists its product as hypothetical. The coding region runs from base 1 to 1386 and encodes 461 amino acids. Gene Ontology annotation, molecular function: mannosyltransferase activity. NCBI's taxonomy places the organism in Eukaryota, Cryptophyceae, Pyrenomonadales, Geminigeraceae. Gene Ontology annotation, cellular component: endoplasmic reticulum. The transcript has 14 exons. The record is from RefSeq and is a predicted model, not a curated record.